This is a messenger RNA of Medioppia subpectinata, 2734 nucleotides long. The record is from the annotation of a GenBank genome assembly. NCBI's taxonomy places the organism in Eukaryota, Metazoa, Arthropoda, Arachnida, Sarcoptiformes, Oppiidae.
GUCUUCAGCGGUUGUGGCGAUGAUAGCUAUGGCCGACGACAUGAGCCGCACCUGCGAUGCCAUCGUUGACCGGCUGUGGGAACGGAUCAAUUGCGGCGAAUGGCGUUCAGUGGCCAAAGACUUGCGCUACUCUAUGGCCGACGACAUGAGCCGCACCUGCGAUGCCAUCGUUGACCGGCUGUGGGAACGGAUCAAUUGCGGCGAAUGGCGUUCAGUGGCCAAAGACUUGCGCUACUGUUUGGCGUAUGUGUCGGCGCUGAAGGCCGUCUGCCGGUGCCUACCAUUGCCGGCCAUCAGCUGUUGUGGUGAUGAUAAUGACUGCGUUAAUGAACGCAAAGUGCAGGCCCUCUACGCCCUUGACUUCGGCCUCUUAAUGAGUCCCAGACUUAGCGGCGAUAAUAUAUUGGCCAAAAUGGCGACCGCUAUCCACGAGUCCAUUGUCUGCUGCGGCGGUUGUGAUAGUGAGCGGACACUAACCGGUGAUAAUCGCAAGAGAUUAAAGCUCAGCGCAGGUGACGAUCGGGCGCUCAACGCGUAUACAGUUGAUGCCACCGGUGAUGAUCACAAAAUGAGCCAUCAAUUAAGUGAUAAUAACAAUACUGUGAUAACAAUACCUGAAGACUAUCGCCGGUUAAUACCCUAUUUCGGUGAUAGUGUUAAGCAUCGCAUCAAACGUGUCCACGAGUUAGACAUCGAGACAUUCCUCGCCGACUACUUACGACCUCAAGAGCCGGUGAUAAUCACCGACUGUAUGGCCGAUUGGCCGGCGCUGAACGGCCCGCGCAAGUGGUCCGUGGAGUACAUUGCACGGGUGGCCGGCUAUCGGACGGUUCCCAUAGAGAUCGGCAGCAAAUACACGGACGAUGAAUGGAGCCAGAAGUUGAUGACUAUCAACGAGUUUAUCGCAAAGUACUUAACGCCGGGCGCGGAAGUGGAGGCGCCCGGCGGUGGCGGCGGACACCGGACCGGGUAUUUGGCUCAACACAACCUGUUUGAUCAGAUCGAGGAGUUGAUGGCCGACAUAUCAGUGCCCGACUACUGCUGUCUGACCACCAGUGGUGACAACAACGACACCAAUGAUGCUGAAGACGAGUCGGCGCCGCCCGAUGUGGACAUCAACGCGUGGUUCGGCCCUUCGGGCACAGUCUCGCCCCUACACUACGACCCCAAAGACAAUCUGUUGGCGCAGGCGAUGGGCGCUAAGUAUGUGCGCCUAUACCGGGCCGACACACCCGCGGAGGCCAUAUACCCGAACGAGUGUCGCCUACUGUCCAACACAAGCCAAGUGGACGUGGAGUGUGUGGACAGCGAACGGUUCCCGGCGUUCGCUACGUUGGAUCAGUACUGGGAGUGUGUGUUAAGUGAGGGCGAGAUGUUGUUUAUGCCGCGCCCGGUUGUGGCGAUGAUAGCUAUGGCCGACGACAUGAGCCGCACCUGCGAUGCCAUCGUUGACCGGCUGUGGGAACGGAUCAAUUGCGGCGAAUGGCGUUCAGUGGCCAAAGACUUGCGCUACUGUAUGGCGUAUGUGUCGGCGCUGAAGGCUGUCUGCCGGUGCCUACCGUUGCUGGCCAUCAGCUGUUGUUGUGGUGAUGAUAAUGACUGCGAUAAUGAACGCAAAGUGCAGGCCCUCUACGCCCUCGACUUCGGCCUCUUAAUGAGUCCCAGACUUAGCGCCGAUAAUAUAUUGGCCAAAAUGGCGACCGCUAUCCACGAGUCCAUUGUCUGCUGCGGCGGUGAUAGUGAGCGGACACUAACCGGUGAUAAUCGCAAGAGAUUAAAGCUCAGCGCAGGUGACGAUCAGGCGCUCAACGCGUGUACAGUUGAUGCCACCGGUGAUGAUCACCAAAUGUGCCAUCAAUUAAGUGAUAAUAACAAUACUGUGAUAACAAUACCCGAAGACUAUCACCGGUUAAUACCCUAUUUCGGUGAUAGCGUUAAGCAUCGCAUCAAAAGAGUCCACGAGUUAGAUAUCGAGACAUUCCUCGCCGACUACUUACGACCUCAAGAGCCGGUGAUAAUCACCGACUGUAUGGCCGAUUGGCCGGCGCUGAACGGCCCGCGCAAGUGGUCCGUGGAGUACAUCGCACGGGUGGCCGGCUAUCGGACGGUUCCCAUAGAGAUCGGCAGCAAAUACACCGAUGAGGAGUGGAGCCAGAAGUUGAUGACUAUCAACGAGUUUAUCGCGAAGUACUUAACGGACGGCGCCGGAGGAGUGGAGGCACCGGGUGUUGGCGACGGUGGACACCGGACCGGGUAUUUGGCUCAACACAAUCUGUUCGAUCAGAUCGAGGAGUUGAUGGCCGACAUAUCGGUGCCCGACUACUGCUGUCUGACCACCAGUUGUGACAACAAUGACAACACCGACGCUGAAGACCAGUCGCCGCCGCCCGAUGUGGACAUCAACGCGUGGUUCGGCCCUUCGGGCACAGUCUCGCCCCUACACUACGACCCCAAAGACAAUCUGUUGGCGCAGGCGAUGGGCGCUAAGUAUGUGCGCCUAUACCGGGCCGACACACCCGCGCAGGCCAUAUACCCGAACGAGUGUCGCUUACUGUCCAACACAAGCCAAGUGGACGUGGAGUGUGUGGAUACCGAACGGUUCCCUCUGUUCGCGGCGUUGGAUCAGUACUGGGAGUGUGUGUUAAGUGAGGGCGAGAUGUUGUUUAUGCCGCGCCGUUACUGGCAUUUCGUCAAAUCCCUGUCCGCCAGCUUUUCUAUCAGCUUUUGGUGGCAA